AAAAAAUACAUUGCGGUUAAUGAGUCAAGGUUUCAAAGUCAAGAAACAGCAACCAAGAGCUUGGAAGCUGCAGUCCAGAACCAAGGAACAAGUGAAAGCUGUAACAUUGAGAAGUGGGAAGCAAAUUGGAGAUGAAGAAAGCUCAAACAAUGAGGGUGAAAAAGAGAAAGCUCCAACGGAAGAGAAAAAAUCUGAAGAAGUCAAGCCUUAUGUGCCUCCAAUUCCUUUUCCACAUAGAUUGAAGCAACAAAAGCUAGAUAAGCAGUUUGCUAAGUUUCUAGAUAUUUUUAAGAAAUUGCACAUUAACAUACCUUUUGCAGAUGCUUUAGCUCAAAUGCCUAGCUAUGCUAAAUUCCUAAAGGAGAUCUUAUCUAACAAGAGGAAAUUGGAAGAGUAUGAGACUGUGAAACUCACUGAAGAAUGUUCUGCAAUUCUUCAGAAUAAGCUUCCCCCAAAGCUAAAGGAUCCAGGGAGUUUUACAAUUCCUUGCACAAUUGGAAAUUGUCAUUUUGAUAAAGUUUUGUGUGAUUUGGGAGCCAGCAUUAAUCUGAUGCCAUUUUCUAUUUUCAGGAAACUUGGGCUUGGUGAGGCAAAAGCAACAACAGUAUCUCUUCAAUUGGCAGAUAGAUCUAUCAAACAUCCACGGGGUAUUAUUGAAUAUGUCCUGGUAAAAGUAGAUAAAUUUAUCUUUCUUGCUGAUUUUAUAGUUUUGGACAUGGAAGAAGACCAUGAGGUACCUCUUAUCUUAGGCCGACUUUUUCUAGCCACUGGUAGAACUUUAAUUGAUGUGCAGCAAGGAAAAUUGAUGCUUAGGGUAGAAAAUGAACAAGUUACUUUUAAUGUCUUUGAUGCCAUGAAAUACCCAUCUGAUAUUGACUCUUGUUUUAUGAUGGAAACAAUUGAUGAAACAAUUAAUGAGAUGUUGCAGAAAGAUUGUCCAGAUCUGUUGGAGGCAUGUGUUGUUCAUUCCAAAGACAUUACUGCUGAAAAUGAGGACAUUAGGGAGUAUGCAUUUCAUUUGGAAGCUUGCCCACCGUUCUUGAACUCAAAGGAGCCAACUAUUCAAGAUUUUAGAGCUAAUAUGCCUCGGCUAAAACCAUCACUAGAAGAACCUCCAAAACUUGAACUCAAGCCUUUACCUGCUCAUUUAAAAUAUGCUUAUUUAGAUGAAGAUCUUUCUUUGCCUGAAUUAGUCCCUCAAUUUGCAUGCACAAAAUACUCAUGGAGGAAAGCUACAAACCGAGCAUUCAACCACAAAGGCGUUUAAAUCCACACAUGCAAGAGGUAGUGAAAGCUGAGGUAAUAAAAUUACUUGACGCUG
Messenger RNA from Rubroshorea leprosula, 1321 nucleotides. NCBI's taxonomy places the organism in Eukaryota, Viridiplantae, Streptophyta, Magnoliopsida, Malvales, Dipterocarpaceae. The record is from the annotation of a GenBank genome assembly.